Messenger RNA from Aspergillus mulundensis, 432 nucleotides. RefSeq lists its product as uncharacterized. The transcript has a single exon. The coding region runs from base 1 to 432 and encodes 143 amino acids. The record is from RefSeq and is a predicted model, not a curated record. NCBI's taxonomy places the organism in Eukaryota, Fungi, Ascomycota, Eurotiomycetes, Eurotiales, Aspergillaceae.
AUGGCCACAGCCCCAACCCCAACACCCCACGGCAUCCCCGUAACCCACCCCACCGCCGCAUUGCCACUACCCGUCGGAUCUGCCCGAGGAACCUCAGUACCAUUCGCGGACUCCGUCGUCGCAGCCACCGAGGCCGUGCCCGUACUCGUGACAGCCGGCGAAGCACUCGCACUCACACUCGCACUCGCAGGCUCCGUCGCCGCCGCCGUAAUCGUAACAGCCCGCGACUCCAUCGCCGAAUCAGUAGGCAGAUCUCACCACGAGCCGUGCGUAUACAACGAGCAGGACGCCGUGCUGGAGGCAAUCGCGCACUCGCCUGUCUGGUACGUCCUGUUGGUGUCUUGGUGGAGCAUGGUGUAUGUUGAGGGGGUUUCGAUGAUUCCCGAUGUUAGGCCUGUGCCGGAAGUGCCGAAGGCGCAGGUUAUGCUAUAG